Myxocyprinus asiaticus (Chinese sucker) is the source of this 3272-nucleotide messenger RNA. RefSeq names its product adhesion G protein-coupled receptor G4a (gene adgrg4a). Gene Ontology annotation, biological process: adenylate cyclase-activating G protein-coupled receptor signaling pathway; cell surface receptor signaling pathway. The record is from RefSeq and is a predicted model, not a curated record. Gene Ontology annotation, cellular component: membrane. The coding region runs from base 1 to 2448 and encodes 815 amino acids. Lineage: Eukaryota; Metazoa; Chordata; Actinopteri; Cypriniformes; Catostomidae. Gene Ontology annotation, molecular function: G protein-coupled receptor activity. The transcript has 18 exons.
AUGAAGAAAUUCAGGUUUGACUGUCUGGUGUUUGUGAGUGUGAUACCUGGAGCUGAUGUGAGUGAAACAGAGGCUGAUAUAAAGAAGCUGUUAAUACCCAGCUACAACUACAACAAAAUCAUCAUCCUGAAAACAGUCCCAACGUCUAUAAACGUUGUGUCACUUCAGCAAACACUGGGAGAUCAUAAAAUGGAAGUUUUAAAUCUUGUGCUAAUAGGAGCUCCUAAGUAUAGCAGUACUUUUCAGGUUCAAGCUCUGAAGACAGUGAAUAUCACAAUGACAGGGAAGCUGAUUUUUGAACUCUUAACAAAAGGAUACUCCAAUGCUUCCAUCACUAUCAAUGUUCCAACUGAUGAAGUCAACAUCCUGCACAUAGAACCAGGCCUUUGUCCAGAUGAGACCAUGUACACAGUGUAUGGCGUAUACACAUGGCCCGGUAAGACGGCUCAAACCACACAUAAAAUGGGGUGUGAGAAAGGCAAGGAAUCUGCUAUAAGAUUCUGUAAGUUAAACGGAGCAACUGAUAGAGCAGUUUGGGAUCACCCAGACGUGAGCAGGUGUGUGAGGACUGUAUCAGAUUUUGUUCAUUUGGAAAACAUCACAGUUACAGCUAACAACUCAGCAGAUAUUGUAAACAUGAUUGAGAAUCUGCUCAAGGAACAGAACAGUCUGACUGACGUCCAGCUGAACAUUGUGCUAGAAAAGCUGUCUUUGGUCACUAAGGUUGGAACCUUGACCACAGAGCUGUCCAGCAGCAUUACUAAUAUAGUUUCAAAAAUCUGCGAUUACACAACUAAUCUUGGAAAAGUCACCAAUGAAAUCCUGUCCAUUACAGACCGCAUGGGAGAUAGAACAGAGUUUACAGAAGCCGAGCAUAAUAUGACAGCUCCUUCAUUAGCACUGCAGUUGAUCAACCUUGACACCUCUCAGUUCCAAGGCCUCACAUUCGGAGUGUCCUCCUUCCAGACUGGUCUCACCCCUGAGAUAUUUUUUGCCCAGAACUUUUUAGUGCUGCCAGACACAGUGACUGUGGCAUCCAUAUCCUUACCUUCUGCAAUAGAGAACUUUUUCCCCCAAACAAGUGAAACCAGACCUCGCAUUCAGUUUCAUUUUUAUGGCAAAGAAAACCUGUUUAAGGACCCACAACUGGGACAACGCUCGAUACUGAACACUUAUGUAGUGUCUGCCAGCAUCACCAAUGCCACAGUGAGCAAUCUUGAGAUCCCACUGGUGGUCGCUUUCCACCACCUUCAGCCCAAAGAGGAUCAACACAUUGUCAAAUGUGUCUACUGGGACUUCCAUAAAAACAAUGGGAGAGGUGGAUGGAAUGGUGAAGGAUGUGAGACACAGAAGUCUAAUACUACUCAUACAUUCUGCUGCUGUGACCAUCUCACACAUUUUGGAGCUCUUUUGGAUAUCUCAAAAACUCCAAUAAACCCAGAGGAUGUAAAGAUUCUGACUAUCAUCUCAUACCUGGGCAUUGGCAUGUCCUCUGUCUUUCUUGGAGUCACAUUGCUGACCUAUGUAGCCUUUGAGAAGCUGAGGCGUGACAACCCUUCAAAGAUCCUUAUUAACCUCUCAGUGGCCUUGCUAGGGUUGAACAUGCUAUUCCUGGUAAACUCCUGGUUUGCCUCUUUUAACACAAAUGGCCUCUGUAUUACUGUAGCAGCCUUUCAACAUUACUUUUUCCUGGCUACCUUUACCUGGAUGGGACUAGAGGCAAUCAACAUGUAUCUUGCCUUGGUCAAAGUCUUUAAUUCUUAUGUGCCGUCUUACAUCCUCAAAUUCUGCGCUUUUGGAUGGGGUUUACCUCUGGUAGUUGUAAGUUUAGUCCUUGCCAUAGAUAAUCAUUCAUAUGGCAGAAGUCUCUCCAGAACACCUCUUGAGGAAUCCACGCCAUUUUGCUGGUUAAAGAACGACGUGACCUUUUUUGUGACGGUGGUUGCUUUUGUUAUCCUAAUACUGGUCUGUAAUAUCUGCGUGUUUGCCGUGGUGCUUAUACAGAUCCGCAAAAUGCGGGUCAAUAAGCCUUCUGGCAGUGGAAAUGGACUGCUGCAUGACCUGCGAGUGGUAUCCAGCCUCACCUUCCUGCUGGGACUUACCUGGAUACCAGCCUUCUUCGCCUGGGGCCCAGCCAAAACAUCCCUCAUAUACCUGUUCUCCAUCCUCAACAGUCUUCAAGGGUUCUUUAUCUUCCUGUUUUAUUGUCUGAUGAAAGACAACGUAAGGAAGCAAUGGAGGAUACAUAUUUGCUGUGGAAUAUUCAGACUCGCUGAAUACACAGAUUGGAGCCGCUCUGUGACUCUGGGGGCCAAAGCAAAAGAAGGUCUAAAAGUCUGCUCACCGUCUAUGAAGUCAGAGACUACAAGUGACAGGAAGAUCUCUGAUUGCUCAAACUCAGGGGCCAGCCAUGAUCAUGUUUGCCUGACACAGGAGAGAAAGCACUGAGCAGAAAGAUGAAUUAUGUGUAUUGAUUUUCUUUUUUGUUUAUGUUAAGUGAUGUCUAUAGUAAUUUACUGCAGAUAUGCAUUAAAUUGGAGUGUUUUAGGUUCUAUAGAGGGGAUGUUUCCACCACAUUACGUUAAAGAACUCACAAUGUGCUAUAAUAACAAUUUUACAUUUUCUGUUGUGUUUUGACUUACUGUGCUUCUAUAUAUCCAUGUGUGUGUGUGUUCUUGAUAUAAAACACUUUGGUGGUUUAGCAGAUGAUAUUUGUCCACAGCAAUUUAAAGUACACUUGUACACUUGAACUUUCCAAUGUCGUUAUCAUUGUCAAAAUUAUAUUGAUAGAACUUAUAAGGUAGGUUUAAAUGAAAUUUGUAUUUCUUGCAGAGAGUUGACUUAUUUAGGUCUAUGGUUAACGGACAAGUAGCUGAGUUGUGUAAUUCCUGUAGCUACAUAAUAUAUAUAAAUUAGACAUCUGUAAUGAAACUACAACUAGAUUUUCUGUUGCAGAUUUUGUUUCUCCAGAAAUUACACAAUUUUAUCUUCAUAAUCAAACUAUCAGUGUUAAAAACAGACAUGUUUUUUCUGUCUUUUCUAUAACCCUCGUAGGUCAUUUAAAAUCCAUAAUUUAUUCCAUACUUGAGUAAUGGGUUUUGGUUAACAUGUAAACUAUCUUAUUUGUGUUUAUAGGCUACAUUUGAAAUAUUUAUACUGAUCGAUUACUGUGACAUUAACUAACAAAUAGGCUAGAGGACAGUUAAAGUUAUUCUGAUCAGCAAUGUCAACAGGAAUAAUAAAGACAACAACAUACAAGACUUAUAAUUUGC